AUGGCUUCCAUGAGGCCACAGGUGACAGGCAUUGCCCUGGCCGUGCUGGGUCGGCUGGGUGCCAUUCUGAGCUGUGCACUGCCCAUGUGGAGGGUGACAUCCUUGAUGAACAGUGACAUCCAUGAAGCUGAGUUUGUGUCGGAGGGCUUGUGGAAGGUCUGCAAUAUUCUGAACACAACCCAGAUUCAAUGCGCAAAACACAAGUCACUGCUAUAUGUGCCAGACGACCUUUUGGUGGCUCGCCUUCUCGUGGUCACCUGCAUCAUUGUGACUGCGCUGGGUUUGCUGUUCUCCGUGGUGGGGGACAAGUGCAGCAAGUGGGUGGACGAUGAGACCAUCAAUGCCAAGAUCAUGACCAAGGCUGGUCUGAUGCUCCUGAUGUCAGGUUUAUGGUGA
Molecule: messenger RNA, 396 nt
Organism: Castor canadensis (American beaver)
Lineage: Eukaryota; Metazoa; Chordata; Mammalia; Rodentia; Castoridae
Source: RefSeq, a predicted model, not a curated record